Messenger RNA from Priapulus caudatus, 3212 nucleotides. RefSeq names its product protein smg8-like. The transcript has 20 exons. NCBI's taxonomy places the organism in Eukaryota, Metazoa, Priapulida, Priapulimorpha, Priapulimorphida, Priapulidae. Gene Ontology annotation, biological process: nuclear-transcribed mRNA catabolic process, nonsense-mediated decay. The record is from RefSeq and is a predicted model, not a curated record. Bases 13 to 2664 code for a protein of 883 amino acids.
AUAUGUUUCAAGAUGGCGGCACCCACAAGUAAAAGCAAAAUAUUCAGCAAAAUCUUUACGUUUCCGUUUGACUAUUUAGAUAAAAAGGUGCUUAGUAACAAGUCAGAGCCUGUGUGUAUCGUUGCUGUUGUUGGAGCUAGCAGGCUUUCAUGGUGUCAUAGGAAGUCUUUACACCUUAACUCACUCUUACAUAUGCCAAUUUUCAAGAAUGAUCUAGCAGAGAACAACACAGAUAUCAAUAGCAACCCAAAUAAGAAAGAUGAAGAUGUUGAGAUCGAGUGUUAUAAUGAUGAACAGAAUCGGGUAAUUUACCUUCACUUGACUAGUUUGCAUGACACUAACAUGUUGGCACAAGCUUGCAGUAGAUCGGACGAAAGCAUUGAUCAUGAUGAUCCACAUGGAUGGUGUCACGAGAUGGAAUUCAAAUAUGCGAGGGCCCUGCUCUUCCUCUUUCACAUCUCUCACGUGCUGUUGUUUGUUCGUCCGACCUGCACAUUUAACAUGAGCAUUGUUAGACUUUUUCGGACAUUAGAUACUAUCAGGCAGAAGGUACUGCCGAGCUUGUCUGAUGUACUGCAGGCGACACCAGGUGUCUGCAAAGAUUGGGUUAAUGCUGGCAGACUCUGUUCACCCCGUGUGCUCUUCCUCUUUGAGAACUGUAACGAACGAAUCAUAGCCGAUGCAAGGAAGGAGUUGUCUGUGAGGAGUAAAUAUAGGUCAACGAAAAUGGCAAUGUACAAGAAACUACAGCAUUCCCUGGAAGAUCAGAUAUAUAGGAUUCUCCGUAAAAGCAGAGUCAUUACAAACAUAAGUGCAAACUCACUAUUCGCUGUGCCAGUAAACCAGGAGUACGUGUGUGUAGAUGUUGGUGGAGCCAAGAUGGCAUUAGACCAAGAAACAAAUCUCCUCAGAUACCUUGAUGGGCGGUGUAGCCCAUCCGGCACACCGAUUUUAAACCCUGCAAACUCGGAACCACCACAGAGUUUAAAGUCAUUCUUGAUGCCUCACAUCAGCCUAGCUUUAUCUCAUGGGUUUGAUGAUAAUGUAACGAGACAUCCAACCCCCGUGCAUUUUGAGUUGCCAACCUGUCAGACAUGGUUUGAUGUAGCAAAUCGCCUGUACAAGUUCUUCCUGGAAGAACAAACUGAGCCACGCACACGUGCACAUUUUAACAGUUUUCGGUCUAUGCUGGAAGUGGAACAGAGAUUCUCGGAAAAUCGGUGUGCGAAAGUUUUACCAAUUGCCACGGGCACAUACCAGGAGGGUUUGCCGUCACAUUAUGUCAAGAGUGUUCAUGAAACAAAGCUCGCGCAGGCACGCAGGGUGUUCCAGCACCACGCACGAGGGCCUGCUACCAGCCGAUUCGCACGGCAACUGUCUGAGGAGUGCGAGAAGUACUGGAAAGCAGGCCGUCAGCUGUGCGAGGAGAUCAGCCUUACAGGCCAGCAUUGCAUCAAUGAGCUUCAUCGUUUGCCAGAGGAAGCUGCUGGUGAUGCAGAUAGGAGUCUUCCCCUCAUGCAUCACUCCAGUAACGUGAAGGGCUUGAAUGCGUGCAACUGCGGAAGAACGCAGGCAAACCGAGACGAUCCUUUCAAUGUUAAGGCUGCAAACUAUGAUUUCUAUCAAACUGUGGAGUCGUCUUGCUGUGCGGAACUACAACACUAUGAUUUCCCAGUUUUUCGAGCAUCAACAGCCCAUGCAACGGCCGCCACUGUAGCAAAGGCUCCACCUACAAGAAAAGCAUCAAAAGGAGAUUCACGUGAUCACACACAGGGAAGCAUGAGCUUGGGACCGAGUCUCAGUCAAACAGAAGAUGAAGAUGAAGAGGACGUGGAAGAGGAAGUUGAAGAUGAGUGCUCUCCUCUCACCGAGAAACCUAAACCACUUGAGGCUGUGGACGAGGUGGUCGUGGAGCAGGUGUCCACUACAGAGUACCUGGAGGGCAUGCUGCACAGUGAAAGCCCAUCUGGCCUGCUACCCCGCUUUCCUCACUGGUCCCUCGUCUGUUUGGGCGCUGCAAAUCUCUACAACCCAGCUACAGGCUUAGACCAGCAUGGAUUUCUUCACGGAAGCAACUACCUUUUGCCAUGGGAACUACAGCUAAAGGUGCCGGAGUGCAAAGAGCGAUGGCCAGCUGUAGGAGAGUCGAGCAUCAGAAAAGACAAACAAAAGCUGAAGAAAGUGACAAAAGACGUUGAGCCACCGUCAUCUACAGCCUAUCUGGGUAUAGAAUAUGAAUGUCCUCGAGGACAUCGUUUUUUCUGCUCUGGACCGGACAAAAUGCUCAAGAUACCUGCAAACAGUUCCGUGCGAGACAAUGCUAAUAAACUUCUCAGCUUGGACAUGCCUCUGUAUUUUCCAUGUCCCUGCAGGUCGUCAAAGGCAUUCAUGGGUCAGCUGAUGCGGCUCUAUAUAGUCAUGCCACGGGCACCCAUCAAGGUGACCCUGAACCCCAGAGUGCAGCCUGCCCCACCACCAUGUCCAGUCUUCCUGCCAGGAACAGCUGGACCCAUCUCCCUGGAUUCUAACACGUUCUGGGUUAUGAGACUACCUUAUGUUUACAUGGGUGAGAGUGGUCCAUACUACGCUCCAUCUGACCCUCAGCCCAUCACUAGCUGCAGACUGUUGAAAGGAACCUUCACUGUUGAGGAGAAUGACGAUUAGCAAUGCUUGCAACUUGACGUUUGCUUUGCCGUAUCUUCAUAUUCUUCUGUCACCUUUCGUCAACACAAAACAUGUACAUGGGGAAUCUCUGUGGCUGAAAUUCUCACCAAUCCCACUCGAGACAAAGCACCUCUCGAUCUAAGCCUAAUCGCGUAGAAAUAUCUACAACGAAAGCUCGUCUGUAAAGCAAUAGGAGAAAAUGCAAAUGCAACCACAUUAUAUAUAAAAUAUAUUUGCAUUAAAUUCCACCACCAGUGUUCCAUGAAAUCUAGUCCUAGUGUAAAAAUCCAUAUUCGAUUUCAUUUACACAAUUUGCCUCGAGAUUAAAGCAGAGUGACUUGCUUAUUCAUAUUAUUUACUUCGCAAGUUCAACUAAAUUUAUCCUAAACCAAAUAGCGAGUGAAUGGCUUGAACAUGCAUAAUUUCAGCUACCAUCUGAGGACAAUUUCUUAUGUUGUAGGUGUCUUAAGAAUAUGCGUGCUGUGCGCGUGCAUGUGUACUAUAUAAGAGUAAUAAUAAUAAAGCAGCAGUAUCUGUUUCAAAAAUCA